GGAAGGGCGUUCGGGGUUUGGGAAAGCGGCAGCUGUCUGGAGACCCCUAAGGCUCGCCUCCUCUGACCUGAGGGGAGAGCGACACCAACUCCGGGAGGGGACCCCACCCGGGCUCCCUCUCGGUGGGCACAUCCCGCUCCCUUGCUUAAGGGGAAGGAUUCAGAAUGGAGCUCAGGAGUUAGGAGCCCUGGGUGGGUUGCGCCGGUUUAGCCAGUUCGUCCCUGGGGAGACUCUGGUGGCUCAGGGGCGGCAGAGAAGGCUCCUGCACCCACCUGAGGGCUGGAGGGAUGGGUUUGGUGGACUGAAAAGGACUCACAUGGAAGCCGAGGGAGGGUUGGGAAGAGGGGCUUGGAACCCUGCUGGAGCUGAGGGUCCGCAGCUUGGAGCCCCCAGCACCAACUCUUGCCCGAAAUCGUGCUGUGCCAGCAGUUUCCAGGCCGGUUUACAUAAGGCCAGGCAAGUCAGUUCAGAGGCGGGCAGAAGUCUCCAAUACCCACCUAGCCACUCUCCCAGCUCAGCACACAGCCUCAACCUGCUGUCCUGUCAGCUGGGAAUAAACCCUGCCUCCUGCUGGGACUGUAGCGUAGCCUCAUUCGCCCUUGUCUUUAAUCGCUCAAACCUGGAGUUUCCUAAACUGAGCAGCAGGUGUCUGGCUGGUGUCCUGUCUCCACCAAAAUGCCAAGCUUGGUGGCUCUCAGCCAGCCUCCAAGUGCCAUGGCUGGCUCAGAAGCACCUGUCCCAAUCCCUGGCCAGCCCCACCAGGGUCUGCAGCACUGGAAACACACCCCACACCUGAGUCAUCUCCCUUCACUUUGCCUUCUCCCCAGGUGCCCUCAGUAGUCCAAUCCCAGUGAAGAGCUGCUGGGCCGGAUGGUCAUGGGGGAGCCCAGUAGAGAGGAGUAUAAAAUCCAGUCUUUUGAUGCAGAGACCCAGCAGCUGCUGAAGACAGCACUCAAAGAUCCAGGUGCUGUGAACUUGGAGAAAGUGGCCAAUGUGAUUGUGGACCAUUCCCUGCAGGACUGUGUGUUCAGCAAGGAAGCGGGACGCAUGUGCUACGCCAUCAUCCAGGCAGAGAGCAAGCAAGCAGGCCAGAGUGUCUUCCGACGUGGACUCCUCAACCGGCUGCAGCAGGAGUACCAGGCUCGGGAGCAGCUGCGAGCCCGCUCCCUGCAGGGCUGGGUCUGCUAUGUCACCUUCAUCUGCAACAUCUUUGACUACCUGAGGGUGAACAACAUGCCCAUGAUGGCCCUGGUGAACCCCGUCUACGACUGCCUCUUCCGGCUGGCUCAGCCCGACAGCCUGAACAAAGAGGAGGAGGUGGGUGGCCAGAUGUGGGCAGUACCCACUGCUUGGCAUGAGGAUGAAGCCACAGGUCACGAAGGACACACCACGGUGCCCGGCACUCAGCAAGCACUGUCUUCAUCUGCCCUGUGUAACGUGCAGCCCUGCCCGAGUCUCACCUCCCGCUGCCCUGCAGGUAGACUGCCUGGUGCUACAGCUGCACCGGGUCGGGGAGCAGCUGGAGAAGAUGAACGGGCAGCGCAUGGACGAGCUCUUUGUCCUCAUCCGGGAUGGCUUCCUGCUUCCAAUGGGCCUCAGCUCCCUGGCCCAGCUGCUGCUGCUGGAGAUCAUCGAGUUCCGGGCAGCCGGCUGGAAGACCACCCCAGCAGCCCAGAAGUAUUACUAUAGUGAGGUCUCCAACUAGGCCUCCAGCCCUGGGGGCCCUCACCAGCUGUACCAGCCUUUGUUCCACCCACUUCCCAACCUAGCAAGGGAGUAUUCACCUCCCCAAAGACUUUCCCUUCUAGACUUUCAUCAUCUCCCAAGGUGUUUCCCACUUACAACAUGGUCCUGCCCUGAGCACCUUCCCUUCCCGCUUAGGGGUUGGGGAAGACACCAAACAGACCUGAUCCUCCAGGCUGGAGCCUGUUGAUAGUCUUCCAUCCCCCCCACCGCAGCCCCAUCAGCCCCUUCUCCCACCACCUUCCACCUGGGCCAGGCAAAAAGGGCAACUCCUACCAACUAUUACACUGUGU
Messenger RNA from Loxodonta africana (African savanna elephant), 2036 nucleotides. RefSeq names its product MIF4G domain containing (gene MIF4GD). The record is from RefSeq and is a predicted model, not a curated record. Gene Ontology annotation, biological process: regulation of translational initiation. NCBI's taxonomy places the organism in Eukaryota, Metazoa, Chordata, Mammalia, Proboscidea, Elephantidae. The transcript is spliced from 5 exons. Gene Ontology annotation, molecular function: RNA binding; translation activator activity; protein binding. Gene Ontology annotation, cellular component: cytosol. The coding region runs from base 871 to 1689 and encodes 272 amino acids.